Messenger RNA from Cyphellophora europaea CBS 101466, 4161 nucleotides. RefSeq lists its product as uncharacterized. Gene Ontology annotation, cellular component: intracellular anatomical structure. The transcript has 2 exons. Gene Ontology annotation, molecular function: protein binding; ATP binding; RNA binding. The record is from RefSeq and is a predicted model, not a curated record. The coding region runs from base 1 to 4161 and encodes 1386 amino acids. NCBI's taxonomy places the organism in Eukaryota, Fungi, Ascomycota, Eurotiomycetes, Chaetothyriales, Cyphellophoraceae.
AUGGCCCCGAAGAGAGGCCAAGGCAAGAAAGUUGCCGCUUCCAAAACGCCGGCAGUGCCACAAGAAGCAGAUUACGUUGUCUUCACCAAUUCUAAAGGCCCUGAUGUACCGAAUCGCAAAAAGAAGGCAGAGGAUAAGGACGCAACUCCUGCACCGCCUCGUCCAGACACGAAGAAAUUGAUUGGUGGCGCCUCCUGGACGGGUAAGCUUCCAGUCAAUCUGCUCUCGGAGCAGUGCCAGCGAGAGAAAUGGAACAAGCCAGAGUAUAGCAUGCGAACUGUCAACAACGAUGGAGAGAAGGCUUUUCGGUCGUCCGUCACGCUGUCGAAGAGGGAUCCCAAAACUCAGGAGGUAACUACACUUCCCUCCUUUGAGCUCCCUCGCUCGCAUCAGGACCAGGCAAACGAGCCCACUGCAUUGGAAGCACGCCAUUUUGCUGCUACCUAUACACUGCAUAGGAUCGCGAGCAUGAAACAGAUUCAUAUGGCACUACCACCCAAAUAUCGCGAUCUUUGGAAAGGAUUGUUCGCAGAUCUAAAGAAGGAGGAUGUGGCGGAGAACAGAGGGUGGAAAUACGAUGCUGACCCUUUUGCUGCGGAUGCCAAACGUAAAGAAAUCCAUGCUGCAAUGGAUAAGCGGAAGGAGGACCAGGAGAAAAGGGACGCCAAGAAAGCAGCUGAGAAAGAGGCUGGCAUUGUGCCGAUACCUCGAAACAGUGCCUUCGCUCGAGCACCGCGAAUAGAGUUGGGCGAGAACCUUCGCAAUGAGCUCGAGGGUGUGGUCAGAGCAAAUACCCAUUGGAAUGUCAACCAUAUUCACCUAAGCAGAUCGGACCAACAGCAAGCUGAAGCGGAGCUGACAGCGUCCGGCUUCCGUGCUGCCCACGUUCGUGAAGCUUUGGAAUAUGUUGGCAGUCGAGAAGAAGCAUUUGAAUGGUUGCUUAUUCACGUUCCCGAAGAUGACCUACCUCCAUGGACACUACCGUCAACCUACAGUGCAGGAGUCAGCUUGGCUAGUACUAACCCUACCAAGGACGCAAAAAUUCGUCGUCUUGCGCGAGCUGGAUACUCCGGGAAUCUUUGCUCUCAAGCUCUCCGAGACAAUGACGAUAACGAGCUUGAGGCCUUAGAGGCACUGCAGUCUAGCCUGGUUCCUCCCGGAAUCUCUGAAGCUACAGAGGCGUUCUUGGACAUCGACGUCUGGGAAGAAGAGAUGACAGCCCUGGAAGCUAUCCAGGGAGAGAAUUUCGUGCUACAUGGACCAGGUGCUUGCUCCAUUAAAAUACAACAGCCGCAACCUAGCUCAACAACUAUACACUUCUAUAAGCCGCAGUCCGGCUACCCUGAUCGGUCUGUGCCCAUUAUAGCCAUUGAUGCUCCAAUCCCAGCUCAUGUCCGCUUGAGCGCUCUCCGGCAAUGCUUGAAUUAUGCUUGGAACACCCUCAUUGGCGACCAGAUGCUGUACGCUCUCAUUGAAUGGCUCGAAGCAAAUCUAUCAAACGUGCUUGCGAACCCUGGCAAGUUGAUUGACAUUGAUGUCGAAGCAACAGAUCUUGGCCUGAAGCAAGUAGCAGAGAAUGCAAAAUCCGAAGCCAAGAGUAAGAUCUCACCUCCUCAGCGUCUGCCGACCCGUACUAGCGCUAAGGACCGACGGAAUGAUGCCGAAAUCAAGCAGGCUUGGGAAGCGCGACAGAGAACUGAUGCACAGCAGCAGAUGCUCAAAUCUCGUCAGGCUCUGCCUGCGUGGAACAGGCGUGCUGAAGUCGUCGAUGCGAUUAAAAGUAAGCAGGUGACCCUCAUCACGGGUGAGACUGGAUCCGGAAAGUCGACACAGAGCUUGCAGUUUGUCCUCGACGAUGCUAUACAGAAUGGCACGGGAUCUACUUGCUCAAUGAUUUGCACGCAACCUCGACGAGUUGCUGCACUGUCGUUGUCGGACAGGGUGAGCGCUGAAAGAUGUGUGUCGGAGGGCGACGAGGUAGGACACAUUAUUCGUGGAGCCUCAAAGACCUCUUCGAGAACAAAGAUUACUUUCAUGACGACGGGCGUCCUGUUGCGUCGACUCCAGAUGUCAAAAAGCACAAAAGCGGCACUGGAGGGCAUCAGCCAUGUUUUCGUCGAUGAAGUUCAUGAGCGUUCGCUGGACACCGACUUCCUGCUGGCAUUGCUGAAGGAUGCAAUGAAGACAUCAAAGCUGAAGGUCGUAUUGAUGAGCGCCACAGUUGACGCAGACAUCUUCGCUAGCUACUUCGGAGGAGACUCAAUGGUAGCUCGGGCUCAUAUCGAAGGGCGUACAUAUCCUGUCCAGGACCUAUACCUCGAUGAUGUGCUUCGAAUGACAGGCUAUGUCGGUCAGCAACUUCAAGAAGAAGAUCGUGACCGUGAAUUGGGCAAAGCUAUACAGAGCCUAGGUGCAGGCGUCAAUUAUGAUCUGAUCGCCGCUCUCGUCACCCAAAUCGACGGCGAUCUCGGGACCAAGCCCGGUGGGAUCUUGAUCUUCUUACCAGGAACACUAGAGAUCGACCGCUGCCUCAGAGCAGUCACUCAGGUCCCCCGAAUGCACGCUCUGCCGCUCCACGCAUCACUACUCCCAGCUGAGCAGAAACGUGUCUUCCCUCCAGCUCCCAAGGGCACACGCAAGGUCAUCUGCGCCACUAAUGUCGCCGAGACGUCCAUCACCAUCCCUGACAUUGUUGCGGUCAUCGAUACUGGUCGUGUAAAAGAAACAGCGUACGACAUAGUGUCUAACAUUGUUCGACUGCAAGAGGUAUGGGCGUCCAAAGCGCAAUGCAAACAACGCCGUGGCCGCGCUGGUCGUGUCCAGGCCGGCACCAAUUACAAGCUCUACACCCGCAAUGUUGAAGCUUCCAUGCGUGCGGCCUCCGAACCCGAAAUCCAGCGGGUACCCCUCGAACAACUCUGUCUCAACGUCAAAGCUACAGCGCCUGCUGUUGAUGUCUCUGCGUUCCUCCGCAACGUCAUCUCUCCACCGUCCUCAACAGCCGUUACCAAUGCUGUCUCCCUACUACAUCGCAUGGGCGCUCUAGAAUCAAACCUCCUCACGGGUCUGGGAACGUACAUGUCCAUGCUUCCCACAGACCUGCGCCUCGCGAAACUUGUCAUCUACGGCGCCCUUUUCAGUUGUCUGGAAGCCGCACUCACCAUCGCCGCCAUCCUCACCGUCAAGUCGCCCUUUGUCUCCCCGCGCGAUAAGCGUGACGAGGCCAAGGCCGCACGACUCGCUUUCCCAUCCGCAGACGGCGACCUCCUCCUCGACCUCGCAGCAUUCAGCGAGUGGAAGACCAACCUGUCCCGCCUGCCCAACCGGGAAGUCGCACAAUGGUGCAACGCACACUUCCUCUCUCAGCAGACUCUCCGGGACAUCGAUUCGACACGAUCACUCCUGCUCGACGCACUCAAAGAAGCAGCGUUGCUGCCGCCAAAUUACUAUUCGCGCGACACUGCGCCUACGUAUGGCCAGUUCAACGCCCAUCUGGACAACCGCCCACUCCUCCGCGCCCUGAUCGCCGGUGCCCUCAGCCCCAACAUCGCCGAAAUCAAGUUCCCCGAGAAGAAAUUCAUGGCGAGCAUCUCGGGCGCCAAGGAGCUGGACCCGGAGGCUCGCACCAUCAAGUUCUUCACUGAGCCACCUUCUUCCUUGUCCUCCUCCUCCACCUCCGGCGAUGCUUACCCCGACAAUUCUGCCGCCGGCAAACCACCAACAAGCAACAUCAACACUACCAAUAACAACGAACGCGUCUUCCUCCAUCCCAGCACCGCCCUCUUCACCGCGCAAUCCUUCCCCAACCACUCGGCCUACGUCUCCUUCUUCACGCGCAUGGCCACCUCCAAGACGUUCGUGCGCGAGGUCACGCCCGUCAACGCAUAUGGGCUGCUGUUGUUCGGGGGCCGCGUCGAAGUGGACGGGUCGGGCGCGGGCGUCAGCGUCGACGGGUGGGUGCGGAUGCGGGGGUGGGCGAGGAUCGGUGUGCUGGUGGCGAGGUUGAGGGGCGUGCUGGAUGCGGAGCUGAGGAGGAGGGUUGAGGGGGAGGGGGGAGAGAGUGGGGAGGGCGGUUGGGGUGCUGGUGCCGGCGGGAAGGAGUGGGAGCGCGUGCAGAGGGUGGUGAGGAGGUUGGUCGAGUUGAAUGGGCAGGAUGUGUAG